CAAUUUUCAGGGUCCUUAACUCAGCCGACAUGGCUGAUCCUACCUUUGCGGAGCACGUGGCCACAACGAACAGUCGACUUGCUUCACUCAGAGCUAACCUAAUCGAUGUGUCAACAUUUCCGGAAGCGUGUAGCGAACUUACCAAAUGGUGUCAAGAUCAACGAGCUUUUACUGCUCACUUUGAGGAUAACUUGAUGAUGGCUUUAGAAGCGGCAAUGGAUUAUGGGACCAGGGAAAAUUACGAUUAUAUGCUUACUCAUGGCCUAGUUGGAGCUUGUUUCACACACCGGAAGCAUCUAUCAAAGCCAGCAGCCACUCGAAUCGGCCGGUGGUACGAGCAAAUGCGUCGAUUAAAAAAGAACGGUGGAAAACGAAAACGUGCUCCACCAAAACCCAAAGAUCCAGCAUUACAAGCUUCAUCUCAACCGACCGGAACACUUCCUGUUCUAACGUCACCUUCUUGCCCUCAAAAUGGACAACAACUGCCAACUGAAAACAACAACUUCAUGUUCUCUCCGAAUUCUUCUGACGGAUCAAUGUGGCCACCACAAGGGGUCCCAAUGAGCACGCCGGGCUCUUCGGCCGGUCACAUGCCACUAGGUGCCGGCGCCGCCUCCUUCCCCGGACAAAUGAACGGACCUCCUCAACACCCUGGAAUGCAGUAUUCUGGACAAAUGCAACAGUUACCCUAUGGUCAAAUGGAGGGCAACCAUGCCAUGUAUGAUCAACGAAUAAUGGGACAACGAGCCGCUGGACGGCCUGGCAUGAUGCCCGAUUACCCGCAAAUGCCAAUGGGACAGACACCUGGAAAUACAAUGAUGCGAAUGCCGGUUCAAUACCCUUCAGGACCUUCACAAAUGGCCGGACAUCCACAUAUGCAACAAAUGCAGUAUGGUCAUAUGAUGCGAGCGCCUCCUGUCUCAGUGUACGGUCAAAUGAAUAAUGCUCAGCAGUACGCAGUGACGGCUCAUCCGAAUCCAGUACCCCAACCGUACUAUCAUCCAGAAGUUAGGCAACUGUACGAGACUACUGCUGGAUAUAUUGUGGAUCGAGAAUUAUUGGCAGAAGGUCAUGUUACACCUGGCAGCAAUGGUGUCGAGGCAAUGCUGACGCAUGAUGCUUCUGAUUUUCUAAAAGUCUCACCUCAAACUGAUGUUUUAUUCUCAAUUUGGCCAGUAACAAAGUCAAAUGACCCCAAUAUCCAAUACGAGGUUUAUAUUAACCAAAAAUCCGUGAUGAACAGCCAUAUGCAAGUUAAAUCGAUUUUUAUCAAGGACUUCUUGAUAAGUGGCAUGAAUUCGAUUCACAUAGUGUACAAUGGCCCCCAGCAGAUGUACAAGUAUGCUUGUGAGUUCGUAACACGGAAAAGUGUGAUAGAACUGAGGAAAAUAUUGAUCCAAAAAAGAGUGAUAGAAGGUCAGCAGCUUGCCACUCAACAAAAACAACAAUAUAUGCAAAUGGCAAACAAGCGACAAGCUGGAUUCUAUCCGGUUUCGUUGAACUGUGUCCUCUCCAAGAAACGAAUGUUCACACCUGCCAAACAUCACGAAUGCAAGAAAAUCUUCGACUUGGCACAACUUAUCAAUGCAAACAAGGGAAUGACUCGAUACUUCUGUCAAACUUGUAAUGCCUACUUCAAAUUCGAAGAUAUCACAGCCGACUACUUCUUGCUCAACUUUCUUCAGUCUAUCCCUGCAGGAGUUAAUGAUCUGAUUGUUGAGAAGACUGGAGUAGUUCGUUCUGGAGAUGUUGAGGAUGUGAAGCCAAAACGAGGGAAAAAGAAGACUGAUAAUGAUGCUAAUGGAAAUGGAAUCAAGAGGAUAAAAUCUGAAAUCAUUGUGAAACAAGAAACAUUCACUGAUAUGCAUGGACGUAAUGUUCCAUUUAGUCCGAUGCCAAUGCCGGGAAGUGUUCCUCCAGAUUGGACAAGACUUCAGAGUCCAUCCUUCUCAAUGCAGAGUCCGAACAAGGUACAGCUUGGUCCAGCGACACCCGCAACUCCAGGAAUGGUAUUCCAGAAUCCAGCAUCUGCCGGAUCAAUGCUCAACAUGUCGUCUCCACGACAAACAAUGAUUCCGGGAAUGCACCCAAUGAUGCCACCACAUGAUGUUACUAUGCGUUCGGGAUCUGCUCCAUACACACCCGAAUCGGUGAAGAAUGAUAAGAAUGAUGAACUUUUGAUGCACAUUGAGGGAUUGUAUGUAUGUGAUGUACCGAUUCUGGAGAAUGAGCAACUGACAGUACGGUAUAUGGAUGGAACAAAGGAUUUAUGUUUUGAAGAUUCAAUGGUUUAUGAAUUUGCGGAAUCUCCGAAGCAUCAACAACAAAUAGACGGACCACCGCAAACUCUAAUGGCACCAGGAAGCACAGCAUCCUCAAGUGGUUCAACAUUUACACCGCCAUUCGAUGAUAUACAUCUUGGAAACCGACCAUCUCACUAACUUUCUAUUCGAAAAUUCGAAAAAAAUCAUUGAUGCCUUAAAAACUCCCACCACCGCCGUGUCUUUUUAAUUUUCUUCACUCCCGGAUGAUUCAGGCCUUCUUCUUUCUCUUCUUAUUCCCGAGUUUUUGAUCCCUAUCCCAUCUCGUAUUGUUAAUCUCGUUUUUCACCUGUUCUCCCCCAAAAAGAUUCUUCCAGUUGUUCCUGGACACCCAUAUCUUUCCGCUUUUCGCUCUGACAUCUGUCACGCUAGUCAUUACAUUGUUGCCUUUUUUCUCUAGUAUUGCUUGUUACAAAAUGUGAUUUAGUGAUACAUUUUCAUUAUCCAUUGCAAUAGAAUUAUAUCCAAUCACUUCUUUACCAUAUAUUACUGUUGAUUUAUUCAUGACUUGAAUUUAUCAAUUCAUCAAGGCUGAGCCUUUUUUUCUUUGUUGACAUUUUAUGCAGUGACGAAAGGUUAUAAAAUCAAACUGUCACGAAAUCUGUGAAUAGUUUCUUUAUAAUUUCUUGUCAUCUCUACACCCCUACCUUACCAACUUGUGCUCCGAGUGAGAGCAAUUCCUAAAUUUAUUUAUAUACAUCCGAUAGCAUCAUCUCACCACGUUGUCCCAGUUUUCGCGUAGGGUAGUCUCAUCAAUUGACUUAAUAUUCUUCCCCAAAAAUGUCUGGCUGGGCCAGACUCUAUAUGUAUAUUAUGGAGCACUUUUCCCCCGUCAACUCACUUAUCUCCAUUACUUUUUAAAUUUCCACAAGAUGUCCUCUCAAAAUUCCUCGUUAAUUUUUCAUCCAAUUUUCAAACAUUUUCUCACUUUCAUUUCAUCCAUUGAUUCAUUUUUCAUUGAUCUGCAAAUUCCAAGUCCCCCUUGAUACAAAUUGAAUGUAUAUUCAUUGAUUUAUUUUUCACAUCUGUCCAGAAAGUGAGAAGAAAAAUGAUGUCUGUCUAAUAAACAGUACAAGUUAAAUA
This is a messenger RNA of Caenorhabditis elegans, 3404 nucleotides long. RefSeq names its product Zmiz1 N-terminal tetratricopeptide repeat domain-containing protein (gene miz-1). NCBI's taxonomy places the organism in Eukaryota, Metazoa, Nematoda, Chromadorea, Rhabditida, Rhabditidae. Gene Ontology annotation, biological process: positive regulation of DNA-templated transcription. The coding region runs from base 30 to 2441 and encodes 803 amino acids. The record is from RefSeq and is marked reviewed. The transcript is spliced from 11 exons.